This is a messenger RNA of Mycena indigotica, 1965 nucleotides long. Its product is annotated as Mitochondrial chaperone BCS1. Gene Ontology annotation, biological process: proteolysis. Lineage: Eukaryota; Fungi; Basidiomycota; Agaricomycetes; Agaricales; Mycenaceae. The transcript has 8 exons. Bases 1 to 1965 code for a protein of 654 amino acids. Gene Ontology annotation, molecular function: cysteine-type endopeptidase activity. The record is from RefSeq and is a predicted model, not a curated record.
AUGAAGAUAGGGCGCUAUUCGAUCGCACCGCAGCUGCAGUCUUCUCGGUACUCCCAAAAACCCCCCAAACGCCAAUCGAAACCAGUCGAGCCGGCCCGGCCACCGCGAAAGAAAGCUCUCCUCAUUGGAAUUGCUUAUAAUAGCGACGAGGAGGCCUCUUCUUCUCCUGGCCUGGCCUCUCUCAAGGGGCCUCAUAAAGACGUUGAUGAGAUGUACAGUCUAGUCGUGGACAAGUACGCCUAUCUCCCAGAGAACGUAGUCAUUUUACGCGACAACGGCCAUGACCUUCAGCCAACAAGACACAAUAUCUUGCGCGCGAUCGACGAGCUCGUCCAAGAUGCAGGAAAGGGAGAUAGAUUCUUCUUCCACUACUGUGGCCAUACGAUCCAAGUCGAAAAUCGGUCGAAUAGUGAAGAGGACGGCAUGGACGAGUGUCUUGUGCCUGCUGAUGGCGAAUUCUACAAGAUUCAGGACAACGAACUGCGCAGGCAUCUUGUUGACCCUUUACCGCCGGGGACUUGUUUGGUGGCUGUUUUUGACUCGUGUCAUAGCGCCAGCUUACUCGACCUCACGCAUUUCCGUUGCAACCGUAUUUAUGUCCCCUGGAUUUCCAAGGGCCGGCGACUGAGUAAUGAGUUGUGGAAUGCGGUUGUUCGCAAACACGCCUUGCCGCUCAGUAAACCUGCCACCCCAAUACACUCUCCACCGACAUCCCGUGCCGCAACUCAUGCCGAUUUGUCUGCUACUCCCGCACUUGUGGAGCCACGACUGCGUCGACUCACCCGGCGAGCAACAAGAGAAGCCAAGGAGUUCAUCCAGCUCAAUAAAUCAUCAGCAGCGCCUGAAAGGGUCCCAACUCGACCCGCAUCACCGACUACAGUGACUACACCGAACUCUCCUAUUGUAACGACUCGUCGUAUAUAUGAAGCCGCUCGAACAUCAUCGCGGCGAUUGCAAGGGUGGCGAACUGACGUUAAUGCUCUCGAAAUCGACAUCGCGGAAGAAUCAACUACAGAACCGCUCGCUCGUGCAGAAACGGAUGGUGGCUUGCGGAAAAGCAGGCGAUUCGUGAAAGCCACGAUGCAAGGCAAACGUGCUUCCUUGCCUUUGGUUCCUUUUCAGCCAGCCCCUCUCGUCGAGGGUCAGUCCUCUACCCGUCGACGCCGGACUACCGUUUCUCGAGCACGUGCAGUGUCGUUAUCUCCGCGAAAUGCGACAAUUGAACGGCAAGCAGGGAAAGAGAAUGUAAUCGACUCUAAUGCUCGACCGUCGUUGAAGCUCUCCAUGCCGGCUGAACGCCCAAUGUCUUGGUUAGGCGAAGACCACGAGUGCGACAGUCCUGCGCCAGUCUGGGAAUGCGACGGAAAUUGCCGCGAUCGCACUCAUACUCACGAUGAGGAGCGAGCUGAAGUGAUUUCUCUUGCGUCUUGUAAGGACCAUCAACUUAGUUGGGAAGAUUCAGAGGGUGGGAGUAUGACACGUGAGCUCGUGCGGAUCCUCAAUCAGGAUCCUCACCCAACACUGCGGGCCCUCAUGAUGCGGGUGAGCUAUGGUCUGCAUGCAACAACUCUUGAUCGCCAUCUCGCGACAAGAAAGUACAAGCGCAAGGUGAAGAAAUACCUCGCAAUGCUCGCGAAACGACCACGCAUCGACCAAAGUCGAGGACCAGAUUCGAUUGUCACACCGCCUACCCCAAAUGAUGCUGCGUCGCUUUCUCCAAUCCAUCAACUCGCCGAGUUGAACGGUGCAACCGCUAGUAGCAAGACUCCGGCGCGACAACCGAAGCACAGAAAAGCAACCCGGUAUCUUCCUGGUGGCGAAGAGGAGCUCACUUAUGACAUGCCCCGGCCUCCGCAGAAUAGGGCCCAGUCGGAAGGCUUCCCCGUCCUGGAGAUGGACAACUUUCAGGACCCACAACUGGCGAGUCAUCGACCCUUGAAUUUGGAGACUCAAUGGAGCAUCUAA